Schistosoma curassoni is the source of this 2748-nucleotide messenger RNA. Lineage: Eukaryota; Metazoa; Platyhelminthes; Trematoda; Strigeidida; Schistosomatidae. The record is from the annotation of a GenBank genome assembly.
AUGAUGAAAAUUGUCUGUAGCAUUCUGUUUCUAUUUGCUUUGUCAGUGAAAGUUGCAUUAUUAAUUCGACCAAAGUCCAAACUUAUACGUAAUCCUUUAAAUUGUACUUAUGAAGACGGAACAUUAUGUGGAUGGAAUAUGGAUCCAAGAGAUGUGUUGGCUUUGUGGCAAGUGGUGGAUAUACUUGAUUACAAGACAAAAGCCAUGUGUCUUUCACCGAAUCCAGAUUUAUCAAUUUAUCAAGAUGUUUCUGAUUUGAAAUUUAAGACAGAUAUUUCAGCUCGCUUAUGGAGUGGUCAUGUUCGUGUUAGCAAGCAACUAAAAGAUCAUGAGAUACAAUGCCUGCAGUUCACUUAUUUCAUACCACCAAAAAUAACGCCUAAAGGUCGGCUAACAAUUAUGAGACAUUCAGAUGGAUCAUGCACUAAAAAGACUGUAGAUGGAAGAAAAGAAUCAUUAUUGUGUGAAAAUGAAAAAUUAUGGACGUCAGAUUAUUCAUUUCAUACUGAAAGUGAAUUGUUAUCCUCAACAUCUUUAUGGAAAACAAUUACUCUAUCAUUGAUUGAUUCAAAUGAACAAAUUAUAACUGAUUAUAAGCUGAUAUUAGAAGGUACAAUUCCUGCUGGCUAUCCAGAUGCUAGAAUCUGUGUCGAUAAUAUUACUUCCUAUACUGAACCAUGUAGUGCUCUGGAGAAAGCAUCUGCACCAUUGCCAAGUCAAUGGAGUUGGGCACAAUACUUUGGAUUGACAUUUGUUGGUGCUUUAAUCUUAGGUUUAUUAAUACCAGUGUUGUUUUUGGUUAUUCUGAUUUGGGCCUGUCGUCGCCGUCAUCAUGCUAUGCACUCAAACUAUACGAAUAGUAAAUUAUUUUCAACAAAUCUAUGGUAUUACAUCGGUGGCAAAGAAAUAUGUGAUGAUCCAAAUGGUUUUCGUGGUAGUUCAAGUUUGUUACGUUCAAAACAAUUUAAUUCACCGUCAGCAACUGGUACUUUAUUGAAUGGUGGUGGUGGACAUCAUCUGAUGUUGAGUAAUGCUGAUGUAAUGGAUUUACCUGAUGUAGUUGUACCAGGUGGACGUGUAGUAGCCUUUAAUUAUUCUGGAAAUACUUUAGGCGGUAACACACUUCGUCAUAAUCAUAAUAAUGCUGGAUAUACAAACACAAAUUAUCUAUCAAAUGCACAAAAUGGUCAGGUUAUGCUAACAAAUGUUAAUGGGACAGUUUCAUUGAAUAAUUGUGGUACAAAUGUUACUACUGUUGCACGUACUGGUCAAAAUGCAAUGCCGUUAGUAUCAAAUGAACUUAUUCAACAACAGUCACAAAGUCAACAACAAAAUGAAACUUAUAAUUACCAAACGAAUCCAGUUUUCGGGGAAUCUGCCUCUAUGGCACUGAUGACAGCUAGUCAAUCUCCAAUGCUGAUGACACAAUCUAUGGCACCAAAUUAUGGUUCUGAAGCAAAUCACAUUGCUCAGUCAAAUUUUUCCAAUGCUAAUACUCAACAAAUAAACCAAUUAAAUUCAAAUGGUCAAGUAUACAACAAACCAGCAGUACCACCAGCACAACAACAACACCAUCAACCACGUGCACAAUCGCAAUAUUUCCCCCCGACCCAACAAUCUCAAACGAAUUUGAUCCAACCACAACCACAAAUAUCUCAAUCAUUUCAACAACAACAACAACAACAGCAGCAGCAGCAACCGUCCAACUUUCAAUUUCAGAACCAACUUCAACAGCAACAACAACAGUUAGUAGCUAACCAAACACCUGUUUCUAAUCAGUUUCAUCUACAGUCUGUACAACAAUCACACCAACAACAGUCUGUACAACAAUCACAGCAACAACAGUUUCCUCUUCCACCACCUCCCCCAACAUGUCAAUUGCAACAAAUGAAUCUUCAACAGGCUGCAAAUUUACCACCACAAACACAACAACAAAAUCAACCUGUUCCUUUUAAUCAACAACCAGUUAAUCAUCAGUAUCCAUUUCAGUCACAACCAUCACAAGUACAACAACCAGUACCGACUGAUCAACGAAGACAACAAGUAGUGAAUGGACAAAUACAAACAUCUGUUGCCGUUGUUACUGCACAAACUGCUCCCAUUCCACUUGGUUCAUCGCAACAAAAUUGUCAACCUCUACAACAACAGUCUAACACUAAUACUACAAAUUCUGGUAAUAAUAAUAAUUUGAAUAAUGGGAAUGCAUUAAUAACAAUAUCAAAUAAUCGUUGUUUAUCUAUGUCACCAACGUCCGUUGGAACUGAUUCACUUACUGAAGCUGAUCAACAAGCUGCUAUGGCUUUGUUAGCUGCUGCCACAGAAGGUAUGGAUACAUUUCGAGAAAAUCAAACAACACCGAGUAGUUUACAGUCUCCAAUUCCAAUAGUCAAUAAUAACAUUAGGAGAUUAGAUUCAUGCAUUAAUACUACUACUGCUACAAAUACUACCACUAAUAAUGAUAUUAACACUCAAGUACCAGUUGAUGAAGACAAUCCACCACCAGGAUAUGAUGAAGCUAUUGGUUUGAUACAAAACAAUUUCAUGAAUAAUGUUAACAUGGCAAUGAUGAUGAAUACAAUGGUGAAACCAGCUGUUCCUAUACCGAACACAACUUGUACACCACCACCAGCAUUACCACCACGUCGAAUUAUUAACGGAGUUGGUUUAGAAGAUAUUGAGGAUCCACAAUCAAUGACAUCGUGUAUAUCGUUAGCUGAACGUUAUGGUCUACCUGUAGCUGAAAUUUAA